GCAAUUUUCCUUCCCGCGCUCACUCUCUCUCUCGGUCGACUAAUCUCUCUGUCAACUGAGGAUUUUCAGAAAAACAACAUCUUUCAUACCUCGUUCUUCAUCUACUGUUGUCUUUUAUUCUUAAUCUCAUGCGCGUUCCUUGAUUUGUUUUUCCAUUUCAAUGACGAGAGCUCAAAUAAAAGAACAGGCAGACGCUAGUCUUGAAAUAAUUUCCAUCGGAUCCUUGUACAGUGGACUAUGGGACAAGAAGUACUGGAGCAGCUCUAGGGGUAAAGAUCGAUAUCCCUAUCCAGUUGGAUAUCAGGCUAUUCGCGCUUACAAUGGGAUCAAAUAUAAAAUGGAAAUCCAUGAGGGUCCGAAAGGGCCUUUAUUUAUGAUUUUGUCCAUGGAUGGAGGUUCAUUUUCUGGGCAAACCCCUGAUAUUGCGUGGGAAAAGUUUCAGAGGAAAGGUUGCCUCCACAAUAAAAUUUGGCACGGGAAAAGGUCUUCAUGCAAGGUUGAUGGUGUUGAGUUUUUUGGGUUAAAAAACCCAUUUAUUCAGAGGUUACUUAGGGAGCUAGUGGCAAAUAUCAGUGGAACAGCAGAAGUAAAUCUGCUUCCUUCAAACUUAUGCAAUAAUGCUUCUGGAUCUGCACAGACUAAAGUUGAGCAUCAUUCUGCUGAUGAAUGUGAAAAGGCUGAAUUGAUUCCUUGCCCUGAAAGAUCAAAGAUUAUAAGAAAGAGAAGCAGGAACCAUGGAAUUGAAAUUGCAAAGUCACCGGGUGGGGCUAAGCUAAAAAAAGUACGAAAUCAUUGUCCAAAAAUUAAAUCCAUGACUGCAAAACUGUCAAGUUCAGUGUCUGUUAAUGAAGAAAAUCAAAGUUUUUGUGGUAAGUAUGAAAAGGAACAAAUUAAAGGGAUUUCCUUGACUGUUCCGAAAAAUGAUGACAUCAGUAAUAGGCCAACAACAUUUUUGGCAGCAGUACCUGCAUCAGCUAUAGAGAAAGCUAUGCGCGAAGAUGGCAUCUCUGCAACCACUGAAGUAGCUCAUAACUUGCCCAAUGAUGAAAAGCUUCAUGAUAGGUUGUCAAUGGACAAGUUGGAAGGUAUUAAUCGAGAAAUGGAAACGGAUGAUAACAGUGGAGUUGCUUCUUUCCAAAAAGAUUGUCCAGAUACUGAAGAUGAUCAUCAUCAUGCUUCAGAUACUUCAGAUCUAAAGCAAGAUAGCUUGGGAAAGAAUAACCUCAAUCAGCCUGAUAUUGUCGUACCGGAAGAGUUGGUGAUGGACUCCCAUCCAGAAGAAAUCUGCUCAUUGAACAUAAAUUCAGGCUCUGAAAGAAAUGAUUUUGAUUCAGUAGGUCAAGAUAUGGUGAAGUCAAUGAUGACAUUUUUGCUUCCACAAGCAAUUCCUUUGCUUAAGAAGACUUCUGGAAGGAAAAAGGCCUCCACUUCUACUUUGGAAAGUUUGCCUUGUGAUGGAAAUACAAAAGAUAUAUUGCCUAUGGAGAAAGAAGAUAGAGAAAAGCAGGAACACAUGGUCACCCAACAUGGGGAUUACCAAUCUACUGUCCCAAGUCUUGAACUUUCCAGACCUUCUCUUCACAAUCUAGAGGGUGAGCAACAUUACGACCAUGUGGACAUUAAUGGCAGCUUCUCUUCUAUUGCUGAUGAUGGCAGAGCUAAGGAGGAUCUGAAACCUAUUAAUUCUUGUGGAUUUGAAUUGUCUGGUCGCAUGAAUGAUGAGUCAUUGGUAAAUCAUCAUGAAACCACCGGAAGCAAGAAGUCCUGUGACAGUGAAAUUGGUGAAAAUUUGCAUGGAACAUGUCAGGAGGGUAAUUUGUAUGUUCCAGAAUGUCUUCCCAGCUGGACUUCUUCUGGUAUAGCUCUUUUUGAUGAAACUAUGCACAAUAAUAUAAGGAUGGAAGAAUGUCCGUUAAAUCUUCAAAUAAAUUCCGGGAAAGUGGACCUGAGAACUCCUAAAGAUUAUGUAGAAAGCAAUGGUGAUGAGCAACCUUGUCUGAGUGUAUCCUUCUCUCAACUCCACGCUCAGAAUGCCUAUGAUUCAAGUACCUCAUCAUUUUCAGAGGCACUAAAUAAGGAAGUCCUUGCAGGAAAAAAGGCAGCGGGGAUUGACACUUUGCCAUCUUCUCAAGUUCCAAGCAUUGUCUACAGUAGGAGAAAAGCUCAAAAUGUGUCUCAUUUGACUAAGGAACACAAUUCCCCACCCAAUGAAGCUUACCGCACUAAUUGCCUUGGAAAACAUUUUGGUGCCGAAAUAUCAUCCACUAGAUCUCCACAUUCUUCUGAUACCAAAAUUAACAUUCUACCUAGAAACCAACAAAGAGAAGAUUUUCUUUCUGAACCUACACCUGGAGAACAAUCCCCCAUCAAUUGCAGUUAUAAAAUUACUAUGAAGUCUGAAGCAGGAUUAGAAAAAAUAUGUUCUCUCAGUCCUACAUUAGACCAAGAAGAGGCUUCACUGAGAGCGAGAGCCAACAUGAAUGACCAUAAUUCAGAACUUCUAGGUAAACCUGUUUGGAAGGAAGAUUUGGAAGGUUGUGUUGACGAGGAGAUGAUUGAACAUAACAACGUUUUUAGUACAAAUAAAUACGAGUUAUCUCAUGAUAUGGGGGCGACCUUCAGGCACAAUAAUAAGGAUUCUUAUCCUCAUUGCAACGUGGAGCUCUAUCGUGAGGCAGAAGGAAUGUCAAAGAUAGUGGGAUCUUAUUUGCACCCCAUGCCUGUAUUAUCAGUAUUUCUCAUCAACGUUGAGAACUUAAUCCACAUUUGUGUUUUGUGUGGUCUCCCAGUGGACAAGAACAGAACACUCAUGACUUACACGGUGGAAAUGGGAGAACCAAGGUUGGGAUACCCAUCUUUGGUUGGUCACACGACAGUAACGUUGCCAACUCUAAACGAUUAUUUGGGCAAAGAAAUCGCAGUUGAACGAACUGGUUUCCAGUUAACUCCAGAUGGGAAAUAUAUUGUUUUGAUCGGUGGCGUUAGAACUCCUUUUUGCAGGACAGGGAAUAUUAAUUGUUCAUGCUCUACAUGUACAUCUGGCAAGUUUGAAGAGAAUGUCGUGAAUAUUGUGCAAGUUAAAUAUGGCUACGUGUCAAUCAUGGCAAGCUUGAAAAGUGCUGACUGUGCACAUUGUAUAUUGGUUUGUGAACCUGACCAGCUUGUUGCUGUUGGGAGGGGUGGACGUCUGCAUCUUUGGGUCAUGGACUCAACUUGGGGCAAACAGAUAGAAAGUCAUACCAUACCGUCCGGGGAUCACAUAUCUCCUAACUUGGUGGACCUUAAAAGGAUCCCAAAGUUUGCCAAUCUGGUUGUAGGCCACAAUGGAGUUGGUGAAUUCAGUUUAUGGGAUAUCUCAAAACGCACUCUAAUGUCUAGGUUCUUUACACCAAGUGCCUCAGUUAAUCAAUUCCUUCCAAUUAGUUUGUUUGGUUGGAAAAGUACGGAAAAAUUUAUCAGCAACUCUAAUUCAGGGGACUAUGUUAAAGAUCUGUCGUAUGCAACGAAUCCAAGCUCAAAGAACACUGAGGAACAUUCGUCCCUUCAGCCAAAGGACACUGCCAUAUGGCUUUUAGCCUCGACCAUAUCAGAUUCUUAUGAUUCACAUGACUAUCUACCGAAUGAUUGUCAGAUAAAUCAUGAAGGAUUGUGGAAGCUAGCUCUACUUGCCAACAGCACUGUUACAUUUGGUACAGAGAUGGACUUGAGGGCUUCUGCCAUUGGAGCAUCAUCUGGUCGAGGUAUCAUUGGGACUCGGGACGGCCUUGUUUACAUAUGGGAAUUAUCUACAGGAAAUAAACUGGGCACUCUUCUUCGUUUCAAAGGUGCAAGUGUUUUUUGUAUUGCGACUGAUGAUAGAGAGACAGGUGUUGUGGCUGUGGCGGCUGAUGGUAGGCUUCUGGUUUAUCUACUUUCGUCAGAUGGGAAAAGAUAACCAUAAAUGCACAACCAACAAAGAAAAUUCAUUACUUGUAGAUUCUGCACACCCCACCAGCAAAAUGUUUCAGUUUUAGUUGGUGUCUGCCGUGAUUUUGAUAUGAUAAUGUAGGAUUUAUUUUGACAUGGUUGCAUCUCAGCUGACAAUGAAUGUAAAUAAUCAUUCAUUAUGAAAUAAAACAAAUCAUACCUAGGAAGCGUGUAUUGUUGUAUAUAAACCUUACAAAAGUGACUAGUGAAUUAGUAUUCCUUUCUUUAAGGUUUGAAUUUAAAUUUUUAU
Messenger RNA from Momordica charantia (bitter melon), 4216 nucleotides. Its product is annotated as DNA binding protein. The record is from RefSeq and is a predicted model, not a curated record. Gene Ontology annotation, cellular component: nucleus. Lineage: Eukaryota; Viridiplantae; Streptophyta; Magnoliopsida; Cucurbitales; Cucurbitaceae. Gene Ontology annotation, biological process: regulation of cell cycle. Gene Ontology annotation, molecular function: protein binding.